Molecule: messenger RNA, 375 nt
Organism: Ostertagia ostertagi
Lineage: Eukaryota; Metazoa; Nematoda; Chromadorea; Rhabditida; Trichostrongylidae
Source: the annotation of a GenBank genome assembly
AUGACAAGUUUUGGAAUUCUGCUGCGUUUCUUUCCAGAGGAAAACAGCGACAACUCUGUUCCUAUGGAAGGUGGACCCGGACCGGUUAUACUACCAGGAGAAGGGACGAGCAGUAAUAACCCUGUGCCCGUUGUAGGUGGACCCGGACCAGUAAUACUUCCAGGAGAAGGGACGAGCAGUAGCAACCCUGUGCCCGUUGUAGAUGGACCCGGACCAGUCAUAGUCCCAGGAGAAGAAACUACUAACGACAACUCUAUUCCUAUAGAAGGUGGACCCGGACCAGUCAUACUUCCGGGAGAAGAGAUGGGAAGGCGAUUAUGCAGCUACUGGAAGGAUGGAUCUGGAAACAGCAUACUGUCAGUGGUCAAGGCGUGA